CCCCCUCUCUUUCAACAUGUAUGCUCUGUCCAUCAUUGUUCAGUUCGCCUUCCAAUAACAUCCCCUUCGUUUUCUCUCCAAUCUCAUCUCAAUCAAAUUCAAAAUCCAUUCGAUUAAAACCCUUAAAAGAUCCGCUUAAUUGGACCUCAAUUCAUUCAAUUUCAUUUUCUAAUUCAAAUUCGUCAUGCUUCUCAUCUGAUACUCAGUGAUUCUGCUGGAUUAUUUUUGAACAUGAAGAGAGAGCUACCUUUUGUGGUUGGAGUUCAGUCCCAGCUUGCUGGCUCACUUGGUCUUAGCCAUGGUCUCCCAAUUGAUACACAGUCGCAGCAGGAAGUAUCUGAGGACGGUGACUGUAAGAGACUCAAAGUUGCUAAGAUAAAUGGUUUCAUUGUUUAUUCUCGAGUUAAGAAGAGUAGAGCUAGUGAAUGUGAUAAAAUCAGUGAGGAUGUACUAAAUAAAAGGAUUAAUACCCAUGAGGAGCCACAAUUUGAUGUAACCAAUAGAAUAAAUACUUCGCUUGAUGAGGAUUGGAAGUGCCCAGUAGUUGAAACUGUAAUUGAAGAGAAUCAAGCGGUGGUUGGAACUGUAUGCAGAGACCAAUCAAUUUGCAAUGUGGAAUUGCCCGUUUGUGAAGAUGAAACAGUGAGUGAGCCUUGGCCAAUUCUAGUCAAGGAAGGAGGCACUAAGGGUGCGCAAAAAUUGGUUGCUGAGGGUAAUGAGGUGAAGAGCAAUAAGCUGAGACGGUUGACGCGGUCAACUUUGAAGUUUAAGGUAGAGCCUGUGGAGGUAAAAGUUAAUGGAUUAGAAGAUAUUGACAGCAAAAUGAUUUCAAAGGUAGAUGUGGAGAUUGUAGCUGACGGAAGUGCGUUGACCCCUCCAAAGAAGAAUUUAGAAUUGAAAAUGUCUAAAAAGAUUGCAUUGGACAAUGUACCAAUGACAGUCAAGGAGCUCUUUGAGACUGGUUUGCUUGAGGGGGUACCAGUUGUUUACAUGGGCGGCAAGAAGUUUCAGGCAUUUUGUCUCCGGGGUACGAUCAAAGAUGUUGGAAUUCUGUGUUCAUGCUCUUUCUGCAACGGAUGUAGAGUUAUCCCACCUUCACAAUUUGAGAUUCAUGCGAUCAAACAAUACAGACGUGCGGCACAGUACAUUUGUUUUGAGAAUGGGAAGAGUCUACUUGAUGUUCUGAAUGCAUGCCGCCUAUCUCCUUUGGAUUCUCUAGAAGCAACAAUUCAGAAUGCCAUUAGUGAUUUGCCAAAAGAGAAAACUUUCACCUGUAAGAGAUGCAAAGGUACAUUCCCUACAAUUUUUGUUGGCAAAGUAGGGCUUUUAUGCAAUUCAUGUGUGGAGUCAAAGGAAUCUAAUGGCACCCCAGCUUGUGAAGCUAGUAUAAAGAUUAGCUUAGCAGAGCUGGUUCUGUCUGUGGGGUCAUCUGGAAGUGCUUCUGUGUCUACACUCUCACAUGAUAAUACUCUAAGGAAGAUAACUAGAAAGUCAUCAAAACGAGAUUUAAACAUAAAGUUGUUAAGGAGUGUGCCAGUGCGAAUGUCUUCAAGGAAAAAGAUUGACUUGAAAAUAACAACAAAGUUGUCAGAACCAGAGAUCAUGACAAAAUCCUCAAAAAAUGCUUCUCUGCAUCUUUCCUCACGGAAAGGGAAGCAAUGGAAGAUAACACUGAGGACGCCAAAAUCAGCUGUAGUAUCAAAGUCCUUGAAAAGUGCAUCAGUGGGUGUCUCUUCACAAAAUAAGAGCCAGUGGAGAAUAACAACAAAAGAUCAGAGGUUGCACAAAUUGGUUUUUGAGGAAGGUGGAUUGCCUGAUGGGACUGAAGUAGCAUACUAUGCUCGUGGGCAGAAAUUGCUUGUGGGUUACAAAAGGGGCUUUGGAAUACUUUGUUGUUGCUGCAACUGUGAGGUCAGCCCCUCAACUUUUGAAGCUCAUGCAGGGUGGGCUACUCGCAAAAAGCCGUAUGCAUAUAUUUACACUUCUAAUGGUGUGUCACUUCAUGAACUGGCAAUAUCGCUAUCAAAAGGUCGCAAGUAUUCUGCCAAGGACAAUGAUGACCUAUGCAUCGUAUGUGCAGAUGGUGGGAGUCUUGUUCUUUGUGAUGGAUGUCCAAGGGCUUUCCAUAAAGGAUGUGCAUCUCUUGCAAGUAUUCCCCGUGGUAAAUGGUUUUGCCAAUUUUGCGAGAAUAUGUUCCAAAGGGAAAAGUUCGUAGAACACAAUGCCAAUGCUGUUGCGGCUGGAAGGAUUUCUGGAGUUGAUCCUAUAGAACAGAUAACCAAGAGAUGCAUUCGUAUUGUCAGAAACAUAGAAGCAGAACUUAGUGGAUGCGUCCUAUGCAGAGCUUACGAUUUUAGCAGAUCUGGAUUUGGUCCACGCACAAUUAUACUUUGUGAUCAGUGUGAGAAGGAAUUUCAUGUGGGCUGUUUGAGGAGUCAUAAAAUGGCAAACCUAAAGGAAUUGCCAGAAGGGAAGUGGUUUUGUUGCCCGGAUUGUGGCAGGAUCCAUUCUACUUUGCAGAAGUUGAUAAUCCGUGGAUCUGAAAAACUCCCCAUCUCUCUUUUGGAUGUUAUAAAGAAGAAGAAUGAGGAGAAAGGUUUGGAAACCAUUAAUGAUAUUGAUGCGAGAUGGAGGCUUCUUAGUGGCAAAAUCGUUUCAGCUGAAACUAAAGUGUUACUUUCUCAAGCUCUUGCUAUCUUCCAAGAAUGUUUUGAUCCUAUAGUAGAUAAAACUGGACGUGACCUUAUUCCUUUGAUGGUUUAUGGGAAGAAUUCUAAAGGCCAAGAUUAUGAGGGGAUGUACUGUGCAGUAUUAGUUGUCAAUUCAUUUGUUGUGUCAGCCGGAAUACUUAGAAUUUUUGGGCAAGAAGUUGCUGAACUUCCCUUAGUUGCAACAAGUAAUGGCAACCAUGGGAAGGGCUAUUUCCAAUUAUUGUUCUCCUGCAUCGAGAAGUUGCUGGCUUUUUUAAAUGUUCAGAGCCUUGUGCUCCCAGCUGCUGAAGAAGCAGAAUCUAUAUGGACUGAUAAAUUCGGUUUUCAAAAGAUAAAACCUGACCAGAUUAGCAAUUACAGAAAAAGUUGUUGUCAGAUGGUGACCUUCAAAGGGACUUCUAUGCUGCAGAGAAUGGUUCCUGCUUGUAGAAUUGUUAAUCAAAAUGCUGGGUCCGUAGGAGUAUUGUAAAGAAGUGGUAUGAGCUAUUUUUUGGCUAAGAGAGAAAAAGAAGCAUAGUGUUUACAUUUCAAUUUUUAUUUUAUUUUUUCUGUUUUAUUUUUUUUUUUUUUGAAAAUGUGUGUACAGAAUUAGGUAUUUAAGGGAGGUAUAUAUAUAUCUGGAGGAAGCAAAUGCUACUCAUUUGUGCUGACCACUUUAUCAAACAUGUCAGAUCCAUGAUGCAAUAUUCAUCUGCCGGAUCAUCAUUUUACCGGACUGUCAACCCAGAUUUUCCUGAGAAAGUGCAUUGAUUGCGAAA
Hevea brasiliensis (rubber tree) is the source of this 3469-nucleotide messenger RNA. RefSeq lists its product as uncharacterized. The coding region runs from base 232 to 3180 and encodes 982 amino acids. The transcript is spliced from 22 exons. NCBI's taxonomy places the organism in Eukaryota, Viridiplantae, Streptophyta, Magnoliopsida, Malpighiales, Euphorbiaceae. The record is from RefSeq and is a predicted model, not a curated record.